Molecule: messenger RNA, 2174 nt
Organism: Spodoptera littoralis (African cotton leafworm)
Lineage: Eukaryota; Metazoa; Arthropoda; Insecta; Lepidoptera; Noctuidae
Source: the annotation of a GenBank genome assembly
AUGGCGAACACAGCACAUUUGAUGAGGCGACAGAGCUCGCGGGACCUGUACGCACAGCGCUCAAUAGAUAGGAUGGAGAUGAAAGAGCUGCGAGGGCGACUGGUGACGAUGGAGAAUGGGCACCCGUCCCACCGCACACACGUCAUGUACGGUGCCACUAAUGAGGCUUUCGAGGACACCAGCCCCAACAGGCGGUCCUCAGAGACGCCGACUAGCAAGGCGAGCUCCGUGGAGGACCGAGGUGGAGUGAAGCCCGAAGGUGGUGGAGUCGAGAGAGAGUCGUGGGACAGCAAGCUCACUUUUCUGUUAGCCACCGUGGGGUAUGCCGUGGGAUUAGGUAACGUUUGGAGGUUUCCAUACCUAGCACAAAAGAAUGGCGGGGGAGCAUUUUUGAUUCCAUACUUCGUGAUGUUAGCGAUUGAGGGGAUACCGAUAUUUUAUUUGGAGUUGGCGAUCGGGCAGCGCCUGCGGAAAGGAGCCAUAGGUGUGUGGCACCAGGUGUCUCCUUACUUGGGUGGGAUCGGGAUCAGUUCGGCGGUGGUCUCGUUUAAUGUAGCGCUGUACUACAACUCUAUCAUCGCCUGGUGUCUGUUCUACUUCGCGCAAAGCUUCCAGGCAGAACUGCCGUGGGCCGAGUGCCCGAAGAAGUACUUCGCUAAUGGAUCAUAUACUGCUGAGCCUGAAUGUGCAGUCAGCAGUCCGACACAAUAUUUCUGGUACCGCACCACUCUACAAAUAUCAGAAGAUAUCAACUACCCUGAAACGUUCAACUAUAAAAUAGCCCUAGCCCUAGUCAUAGCCUGGAUCCUAGUCUACAUGUGUAUGAUCAAAGGCAUCGCCUCCUCGGGCAAGGUCGUCUACGUCACAGCAACCUUCCCAUACAUCGUCCUCGUCAUAUUCUUCUUCAGAGGCAUCACUCUUAAAGGCAUGAGCGAUGGAUAAUCCACCUAUUCACACCAAAGUGGCACAGAAUUUUAGACCCUGUUGUGUGGCUAGAAGCUGGCACACAAAUAUUCUUUUCGCUUGGCUUAGCCUUCGGGGGCUUAAUAGCGUUCUCAUCCUACAAUCCUGUUGAUAACAACUGUUACAGAGAUGCCAUUAUGGUCUCUAUGACUAAUUGCUUAACGUCGAUGUUUGCUGGCAUCGUAGUGUUUUCAAUCAUUGGGUUUAAGGCUACGAUGGUGUACGAAAAGUGUUUGGACGUGAGGAAUGAGACCUUGCUGGAGGUAUUUGGACCGGCCUUUAGGUCUAUGGUGCUGCCUGAAGCUGGGCAGAUGGUGAAAGUAGACAUCAAUGGGAACCUUACGUCUCUGGUGAUGCCACAGCUACCGGAGUGUGACUUACAGAAGGAAUUGGACAACACGGCUUCUGGCACCGGCCUUGCCUUCAUCAUCUUCACGGAAGCCAUCAACCAGUUCCCCGGAGCUCAGUUCUGGUCCGUCCUCUUCUUCCUGAUGCUGUUCACAUUAGGAAUAGACUCCCAAUUCGGGACCCUUGAAGGCGUAGUGACUUCUAUUGUGGACAUGAAGUUGUUCCCUAAUUUGAGAAAGGAGUAUUUAACAGGGGGCCUGUGUCUUCUCUGCUGUUUAUUGUCCAUGGGUUUCGCCCAUGGCUCCGGAAGCUACAUAUUCUUACUAUUUGACAUGUACAGCGGGAAUUUUCCAUUGCUGAUCAUCGCCUUCUUUGAGUGUGUGGGGAUUGCCUACGUGUAUGGGGUUAAAAGGUUUGCGGAUGACAUUCAGCUAAUGACAGGCACACGACCGGGGAUCUACUGGUUGAUAUGUUGGAAGUACCUGUCUCCUCUAGCGAUGCUGUCCAUAUUAAUAUCCUCAUUUGUGGAGCUGGCUACUGAAGGUUCUGGAUAUGACGCCUGGAUCAAGUCUGCUGGAGACACAGAGAGGAAGACCUGGCCUGUAUGGGCUGUUCUGCUCGUCCUUGUGUUGGUCCUGGCGUCCGUCUUGUGGAUACCUGUCGUUGCUAUUGCCAGAUACUUCGGCGUUCCCAUAAUAGACGACGAGGAACGCGCGUGGUUUCCCGCUGAGGAGUUACGGGACUUCCAUGGCAUUGAGCCAAGACCUGUCUCCACGACAGAAACUCUGUUGUUCUGCACAAGACCUGAUGGCUCCGAAGGUUGCUGCUGGCCUGGAUGCUGUGAUACCGACGAUGAGGAGUAG